GUGUAUUGACGUCAGCAGCUGAUACGUGACGUCAAUUUUCUGCGCAGCGAGCAAGCAGCGUCGCGAUGGCGGCAGCUCAGCAGAAUGUGGAGAAGGAAGGCGAGGAUUGCUCCUUGUUGCCUUUAGUUCAUGACAUUAUCAAAUGCAUGGACAAGGACAGCCAGGACGUCCACCAGGAGCUGGCCAAGCUGAAGACGAAGAUCCAGGAGGCUCGGGAGCAGAUCUCCAACAUGCCCGGGAUCGACUGCAGCCCGGGGGAGCAGCAGCAGCAGCUGACCACGCUGCGGGAGCAGGUCCGCACCAAGAACCAGCUGCUGCAGAAAUACAAGAGCCUGUGCAUGUUUGACGUGCCCAAAGCGUCGUGACACUGGAGACCGAUCCCUGCGGUGCAGGAGGGACAUCCUCACCGCAGCAGAUAAGAGACUGGAUGGACGUUUAAAAUGAAGAGGGACUGAUUCUUCUUCUCUCUCUGUUGCAGUGAACAGUCUUUUUCCAGACAUUGUUCUCUCUGUUCUUUUUUUUUUUUUUCUAUACUAAAGAUGCACAUUAGUUCUUUGAGUUUGUAUAAAUGUAGUUUUUCAUUGUGUAAGUUUCUGAUCUACCAACUCUCUUAUUUUGUAAUAAAAUGAGUUCAUUAAGCACUAACUGGCUUAAA
Messenger RNA from Hippoglossus stenolepis (Pacific halibut), 655 nucleotides. It is a transcript of the gene med9, whose product is annotated as mediator complex subunit 9. The record is from RefSeq and is a predicted model, not a curated record. Gene Ontology annotation, cellular component: mediator complex. The transcript is spliced from 2 exons. Gene Ontology annotation, biological process: regulation of transcription by RNA polymerase II. Gene Ontology annotation, molecular function: transcription coregulator activity. The coding region runs from base 66 to 365 and encodes 99 amino acids. Lineage: Eukaryota; Metazoa; Chordata; Actinopteri; Pleuronectiformes; Pleuronectidae.